AUGGCAGCAUCCGGAUCCAACACAUGCGUUCUCGAGCUCUCGGAUUACUCCGAAGUUCACGCCUCAGCAGCUCCGGCCCAGGACCGAAAGAGCCCGGCUUCACGCUCCCUAGCGAGCCGGCCACGGACACCAGAUGAGGUAGAGUCUGGGGGAAGCGAGCCCAACGGUGGAAAUGUUGCCAUGGUCGUAGAGAAAUGGAAUUCGCCCCAAAUCAACGCAUAUCGUGUGCCUGCUACCUUUUGGAGCUUGCUUGUCAUGGGAGCGAACGAUGCUGCCUACGGUGCUCUCAUUCCCUAUCUCGAGAAAUACUAUGGCCUAAACUACACUAUCGUAUCCCUCGUGUUCCUCUCCCCGUUUGUCGGUUAUGUCGCCUCCGCUAUUCUCAACAACUAUCUCCACCUCACCAUAGGCCAACGCGGCAUCGGCAUCAUUUGCGGAACUUGUCACACCCUUGCCUACAUCAUCAUCUGCCUGCACCCCCUUAUGCCGUCCUCGUCGUCGCUUUUAUCCUUGCCGGCUUCGGAAACGGGAUCGCUCGGGCUCGCCGUCAUCGAACUUGUUGUAUUGACCUGGGCCUUCUGGGAUUGCAAUGCCGAAACAUACCGCAGGCUGUACCAUGGUGAACACGGAACCGAGAACAAGACGGGCCUGAAGGAUGCCCUGCUCAAGAUGCCCGCCGCCCGCGUCUCCUGGCUUUGCGCCGCCUUCCUGCUCGUAUACGUGGGUGUCGAGGUCGCUCUCGGUGGCUGGAUUGUAACGUUCAUGAUUCAAGUCCGCAACGGACAGGCAUUUGCCAGCGGUAUGACAGCCACAGGUUUCUGGCUAGGCAUCACCGUCGGCCGUGCGAUCUUGGGAUUCGUGACGCCCCUCUUCGGGGUCAAGCUGGCCAUGACGAUCUAUAUCGCCAUUACCAUGGGAUUAGAGCUUCUCUUCUGGCUUGUCCCCAACUUUUAUGUCUCUGCCGUUGCCGUCUCCUUCCAGGGCUUCUUCCUCGGCCCUUUAUUUCCGGGCGUCGUCCUCGUUGCGAGCGCCAUUCUUCCUCGUCACCUGCACGUUGUUGUCAUCGGAUUCGCUGCUGCGUUUGGCGGAUGCGGCGCCGCGGUGCUCCCGUUUGCCGUCGGCGCCAUUGCGCAAGUAAAGGGCGUGCAGGUGCUGCAGCCCAUAAUCUUGGCUUUGUUGACCGUUCUCCUGAUUCUGUGGUUGUGUUUACCUCGUAUCAACAAGAAGCGAGAGUAA
Molecule: messenger RNA, 1236 nt
Organism: Parascedosporium putredinis
Lineage: Eukaryota; Fungi; Ascomycota; Sordariomycetes; Microascales; Microascaceae
Source: the annotation of a GenBank genome assembly